This is a messenger RNA of Echinops telfairi (small Madagascar hedgehog), 3301 nucleotides long. RefSeq names its product dystroglycan 1 (gene DAG1). The transcript has 2 exons. Lineage: Eukaryota; Metazoa; Chordata; Mammalia; Afrosoricida; Tenrecidae. Gene Ontology annotation, biological process: morphogenesis of an epithelium; axon guidance; nerve development. Gene Ontology annotation, cellular component: dystrophin-associated glycoprotein complex; sarcolemma; basement membrane. Bases 107 to 2779 code for a protein of 890 amino acids. The record is from RefSeq and is a predicted model, not a curated record. Gene Ontology annotation, molecular function: calcium ion binding; laminin binding.
CUGAGUGCUCUGGGAUGGAGCAGGUGUGCAGAGGGUGAGGACACAGCUCUGGGACCACGUCACUCACUUCCUUCCUUGGAUCGAUUACUGGCUUGAGCAGACAAGGAUGUCUGGGAACUUGCUGCUGCCCCCGCUCGCGGGGAGGACCUUCCUGUUGCUGCUCUUGGUGGCCUUGGCUCAGUCCCACUGGCCCAGUGAACCCUCGGAGACCGUCAGGGAUUUGGAGAACCAGCUGGAGGCGUCCAUGCACUCGGUGCUCCCAGACCUCCAUGAGGCCGCCCCGACAGUGCUUGGCAUCCCCGACGGCACGGCUGUUGUUGGCCGCUCCUUCCGAGUGGUCAUUCCAACAGAUUUAAUUGCCUCCAGUGGAGAAGUCGUCAAGGUGUCGGCGGCAGGGAAGGAGACCCUACCAGCUUGGCUGCACUGGGACCCGAAGAGCCAUGCCCUGGAGGGCCUCCCGCUUGACACUGACAAGGGGGUGCACUACAUCUCAGUGAGUGCUGCGCGACGGGGGGCCAACGGGAGCCACGUGCCCCAGACCCCCAGUGUGUUCUCCAUCGAAGUCCACCCGGAAGACCACAGUGAGCCGCAGGCCGUGCGCACAGUGCCCGAGCCGGGCGAGGCGGCGUCCACCUGUGCUGCUGACGAGCCUGUGACCGUCCUGACGGUGAUUCUGGAUGCUGACCUCACCAAGAUGACCCCAAAGCAAAGGGUGGACCUUCUGCACAGGAUGCGCAGCUUCUCGGGGGUGGAGCUCCCCUACAUGAAGCUGGUGCCGGUGGUGAACAACAGACUGUUCGACAUGUCCGCCUUCAUGGCCGGCCCAGGGAACGCCAAGAAGGUGGUGGAGAACGGGGCCCUGCUCUCUUGGAAGCUGGGCUGCUCGCUGAACCAGAACAGCGUGCCCAACAUCCGUGGGGUGGAGGCCCCUGCCAGGGAGGGCGCCAUGUCUGCCCAGCUCGGCUACCCGGUGGUGGGCUGGCACAUUGCCAACAAGAAGCCCUCUCUGCCCAAACGGAUCCGGAGGCAGAUCCAUGCCACACCCACCCCGGUCACUGCCAUUGGGCCCCCAACCACAGCUGUGCAGGAGCCACCCUCCAGGAUCGUGCCUACCCCAACGUCUCCAGCUAUUGCCCCCCCAACAGAGACCAUGGUCCCUCCAGUCAGGGAUCCGGUUCCUGGGAAGCCCACAGUCACCAUCAGGACUCGAGGGGCCAUCAUUCAGACUCCAACCCUCAUCCCCAUCCAGCCCACUCGGGUGUCAGAAGCUGGCACCACCAUCCCUGGCCAGAUCCGCCCAGCGAUGACCAUUCCUAGCCACGUGGAGCCCACAGCCAUUAUCACCCCUCCCACCACCACCACGAAAAAGCCACGCGUGUCCACGCCAAAACCAGCCACGCCUUCAACCGACUCCUCAGCCACCACGACCCGCAGGCCAACCAAGAAGCCCCGGACGUCCCGGCCAGUGUCCCGGGUCACCACCAAAGCGCCCAUCACCAGAUUGGAAAUGUCCUCCCCCCCCACUCGCAUCCGCACCACCACCAGUGGGGUGCCCCGGGGUGGGGAGCCCAACCAGCCUCCAGAACUCAAGAACCACAUCGACAGGGUAGAUGCCUGGGUUGGCACGUACUUUGAAGUGAAGAUCCCACCAGACACGUUCUACGACCACGAGGACACCACGACCGACAAGCUGAAGCUGACCCUGAAGCUGCGGGAGCAGCAGCUGGUGGGCGAGAAGUCCUGGGUCCAGUUCAACAGCAACAGCCAGCUUAUGUACGGGCUGCCUGACAGCGGCCACGUGGGCAAGCACGAGUAUUUCAUGCAUGCCACGGACAAGGGGGGCCUCUCCGCGGUGGACGCCUUCGAGAUCCACGUGCACAAGCGCCCUCAAGGGGACCGGGCCCCUGCGCGGUUCAGUGCCAAGUUUAUGGGCGACCCAGCCCCAGUCGUGAAUGACAUCCACAAGAAGAUAGCCCUGGUGAAGAAGCUGGCCUUUGCUUUUGGGGACCGCAACUGCAGCACCGUCACCCUGCAGAACAUCACUCGGGGCUCCAUCGUGGUGGAGUGGACCAACAACACCCUGCCCCUGGAGCCCUGCCCCAAGGAGCAGAUCACGGGACUGAGCCGGAGGAUCGCCGAGGACGAUGGGAAACCUCGGCCUGCCUUCUCCAAUGCCCUGGAGCCUGACUUCAAGGCCAUGAGUGUUGCCGUGAUGGGCACGGGCAGCUGCCGGCACCACCAGUUCAUCCCGGCGACGCCCCCCAGGAGGGUGCCCUCGGAGGUGCCACCCACGGAGGUGCCAGAUAGGGACCCCGAGAAAAGCAGCGAGGACGAUGUCUAUCUGCACACGGUCAUCCCCGCCGUGGUGGUGGCCGCCAUUCUGCUCAUUGCCGGCAUCAUUGCCAUGAUCUGCUACCGCAAGAAGCGGAAGGGCAAGCUCACCCUGGAGGACCAGGCCACCUUCAUUAAGAAAGGGGUGCCCAUCAUCUUUGCGGACGAGCUGGAUGACUCCAAGCCGCCCCCCUCCUCCAGCAUGCCACUCAUCCUGCAGGAGGAGAAGGCCCCCCUCCCCCCUCCCGAGUACCCCAACCAGGGCGUGCCCGAGACCACUCCUCUGAACCAGGACACCGUGGGAGAGUACACGCCCCUGCGGGAUGAGGAUCCCAAUGCACCCCCCUACCAGCCCCCUCCACCCUUCACGGCCCCCAUGGAGGGCAAGGGCUCCCGUCCCAAGAACAUGACCCCCUACCGGUCGCCCCCUCCCUACGUCCCCCCUUAACCGACAAGCGCCUGGGUGGAGGCAGGGGUAGGGCUGGGGCCUGGAGACCACACGGUGUUGUCUGGAAGCCAGUGGCCUGCAGACCAUCACCCACUGAGGCCGACACUUGACCUAGCACACACGGACACACACGCGCGGGGCCUGGACAAGCCCACCCUCUGGUCCUCCGAAACCCCAAAGCUGCUGAGAGACUUUGGGGACUUUUUUUUUUUCAAUUUUUAUUUUUUGCCUAACAGCUGUUUUGUUUGUUCAUAGAAAAUUCUUCGCUGCGUUUUUGACGGUUGGCUCUGAAAGCAGCGUGUGGCGUAGAGGUAGAUGGUGGGAGCGAGGAACCAUGAAUGAACUCGCAGGCAGUGCCGGCGGCCUCCCGGCUCGCUGCUGCGUUUUGCCUUUAACACUAACUGUACUGGUUUUUUUGUUUCUUUUGUUUGUUUCUCUUUCUUUUUCUAUUCACGUGUGUCUAGCUGCAGGAUGUAACAUGGAAAACAGUAGCUCAAGAUUAAAUUCAAAGGACUUUGAGAA